GACUAGAUCCAAGCUAUAUAAAUUCCAGCCCAUUCCAAAGGCUUGCUGCAGUGAUUCGAUCCACGGCCAAAGAACAAAAGUCACUAGUGGUGUGCUGUCUGAGGAAUAAUCAUGAAAUUGGUUGCUGUAAUCUUUGCCCUUUCAGUCAUCUCAGGCUGCCAGGGAAGGUUCCUGUUUCAGGAUGAACCUAAAACCCAUUGGGAGGAGAUGGUGGAUAAGUUCUGGGAGUAUGUAAACAGUGUGAGCUCCAAGGCUGAAGAUAUGAGGAAGAGCAUACAGGCCACCCAACUUGGAAGAGAGCUUGACACACUGAUCAGUGACAGCAUGGCCGAGCUGCAGAUGUACACUGAUGAUGUGAAGUCGAAGUUGGCACCCUACGCUGAGCAGACUGCUCAAAGAGUGCACGAUGAUCUUCAGCUGCUGUCAGAUAAGCUACGUGUACAUAUGGAGGAGGCAAAGGAUCGCAUUACAGAAUACAGCCAGGAGCUCCAGACCAUGGUCGACCAGAACACAGAUGAGGUCAAGAACAGAAUCAAUGCAUACAUCCGUAAACUGAAGAAACGCCUCAACAAGGACACGCAGGAGAUCAAAAAGAAAAUAGAAACAUACUUCGAGGAAGUCCAAGCUCGUGCUACUCAGCAUGCGGAUGACAUGAAUGAGCGCCUGAUGUCUUACUUUGACGUAGUACGCCAAAAUGCUGAGGACAAGUUUAACACCCUUAAAGAUUUGCUGAAUGACCAAGCUGAAAAAGUGAUGGAGAAAUGGGAGAAAAUGAAAGAGCAGGCUGAGGAGAUCAAAAGCAAUCUGUACACCCCAUUCCAGAAGAAAAUGGAGGAGCUUAAAAACUGGUUUGAGCAAUUCUUAAAUUGAGGAGCUAGAGACCAUCACUAAAAGGUUUAAACCACACACCUAAGACCUAACAAGCUGGAAAUGUUGAUAGAAAGUUGGCAUUAUGCUCAGGUUAUGCAAAAAAUACUUAGGCCUACCACUGUAUUUUAGCAGAAAUCUAAUGGAUGUUUAUUGGAGCUGUUGUGACUGUUUAUUCAGUACUAAAGUAAAAUUAUUAAAUACUUCAAGAGCAGUUAAACCUUUUGGUUUGCUUAUACCGCUUAAAUCAUUGGCCUCAGUAUUGGUUCUACAGAAGAAUGUCGAUGACUUUCCAAAGAAUCUCAGGUCUAAGCUGUGCUAUAAAACUACAAUAUGACGCAAAGGGAUAAAGCUACUAUAACAAGUAAUGGUGAGACCAUAAAAUGUUGUAAGCAAGUCACUGACAAGGUUGUUAAUCUUGAAAAUGUGUAGUAACAUAAGUAAUGAUAUGUUGUAAGCAGAUAGUUAUCAGUUUCAUUUGCCAAUUUUCAAUAAAGUAAGAAACAAUGCUGUGCAAUAUUA
Pangasianodon hypophthalmus (striped catfish) is the source of this 1389-nucleotide messenger RNA. It is a transcript of the gene apoea, whose product is annotated as apolipoprotein Ea. Gene Ontology annotation, molecular function: lipid binding. Lineage: Eukaryota; Metazoa; Chordata; Actinopteri; Siluriformes; Pangasiidae. Gene Ontology annotation, biological process: lipid transport; cholesterol catabolic process; regulation of amyloid-beta clearance. The transcript is spliced from 5 exons. The record is from RefSeq and is a predicted model, not a curated record. Gene Ontology annotation, cellular component: extracellular region; intermediate-density lipoprotein particle. The coding region runs from base 112 to 870 and encodes 252 amino acids.